Aspergillus nomiae NRRL 13137 is the source of this 1272-nucleotide messenger RNA. RefSeq names its product M20 family metallopeptidase. NCBI's taxonomy places the organism in Eukaryota, Fungi, Ascomycota, Eurotiomycetes, Eurotiales, Aspergillaceae. Gene Ontology annotation, molecular function: dipeptidase activity. The transcript has 5 exons. Bases 1 to 1272 code for a protein of 423 amino acids. The record is from RefSeq and is a predicted model, not a curated record.
AUGACAACUAGUUCUAUCAACCAACCCUGUAACGAGGGCACUGGCCUUCCAAAGCAUGUUAUCCAAUUGGUCUCAGAGGCUAUUGACUCGGCAUCGUCAGAGUUGCGUCGGCUAAAUUUGGAGAUCUGGAAUAAUCCCGAGGUGCGGUUCAAAGAAGAGAAAGCAUGUCAGUUGCUAGCCGGGUGGUUUGAGAGCCAAGGCUGGACUGUGAAAACUGGAGUAUACGGGAUCUCCACGGCGUUUGAGGCACGCUUUUCCGUCACAGCUGGGCGGAGAUCAGUCUGCUAUAACGCUGAAUAUGAUGCCCUUCCUGAGCUUGGUCACGCCUGCGGCCACAACCUCAUUGCCACAUCAACUUUGGCCUCAGCCGUCGGGGCUUCUGCCGCUAUGAAGGCACUAAAGAUACCAGGAACGUUGAUCGUGAUGGGUACUCCAGCUGAAGAGACUGGCGGGGGUAAAUACAUCAUGGCAAACCAUGGCGCGUGGAAGGACUGCAGCGUUGUCCUCAUGACACAUGCAAUGCCGGACUUCUCGACUGCCAGAACUGUGACGAAGGCUUCAUGGAAGUUCAGAGCCAAGUUUUACGGAAAGGCGGCACACGCAGCAGCUGCGCCGUGGAAUGGAAAUAAUGCUUGCGAUGCUAUUGUCAUGGCGUAUAAUGGCCUAGGGCUGCUUCGUCAACAAAUCCAGAAGACAGAAAGCAUUCAGUCUGUCAUCCUGGAAGCUGGAAAAGCACCGAAUAUCAUUCCCGACUACGCCGAAGGUAGCUUUUCUCUGCGUGCGUUUGACUCGAAGGCGUUGGAGCUUCUCCGAAGCCGCGUGAUACCCAUUUUCGACGGAGCGGCGGCGUCGACGGGCUGUACUGUCGAAUUAUUUUGGGACGCACUGUACGAAGACGUCGUGACCAACAUGGCUCUAGCGAACCGCUAUACCCACUAUAUGAUCAAUGAUCUGGGCCUCUCACCCGCUGAUAUUCUUCCUCCCUCAGAUUUAUCACCGAAGGUGAACCAGAAUGGUAGCUCCGAUUUCGGAAACUGUUCUUAUAUUCAACCAGGUAUUCAGACAUUGUUCAGCAUCAACGCUACGGAUAUGCCUCAUACUCCUGCCUUCCAGAAGGCAGCAGGUACAGACUUCGCACAUACGGAGUCACUUAGAGCCGGAAAGGCCAAUGCUCUGAUAGGGCUUGAGGUCCUGCUUGACGAGGGGUUCUACAACGAAGUAAAAGGUGAUUGGAUAAGCGAUAUGAGGGAGCGAGGCCGUCUUCCCGAGUAG